AGGUCAUUUCCUGAAGGUAUCGAUAUCUACUUCGAGAAUGUUGGUGGUCCAAUGCUGGAUGCUGUUCUUAGUAACAUGAGGAAACAUGGUCGGAUCGCAAUGUGUGGAAUGAUUUCUCAAUACAACCUUGACAAACCUGAGGGUGUGCACAACUUGUUCUACCUCAUUGCAAAGAGCAUCAGAAUGGAAGGUUUCCUGGUAUCAGAUUUUAUUCAUAAAUAUCCUCAGUUUGAGGAGAUAACUGCCCAGUAUGUGAAGGAUGGGAAGAUUAAUUAUGUAGAGGAUAAAGUUGUAGGACUUGAGAAUGCUCCAGCAGCACUGGUGGGGCUCUUUGCAGGCCACAAUGUUGGUAGACAAUUGGUUGUAGUAUCUCAUGAAUGAACAGUUGUCAGUAUCAGACUACUUUAAACCUUCCGAAAGUAAACAUUUGCACCUUUCCAGUAGAUUAUGUUGUGCCUCUAUGAAAGACUGAAUGUUAUAUGUGGAAUUGCUAUGAUUUCAUAUUUUGUUUA
This is a messenger RNA of Elaeis guineensis (African oil palm), 512 nucleotides long. Lineage: Eukaryota; Viridiplantae; Streptophyta; Magnoliopsida; Arecales; Arecaceae. The record is from RefSeq and is a predicted model, not a curated record.